Messenger RNA from Scylla paramamosain (green mud crab), 1271 nucleotides. RefSeq lists its product as uncharacterized. Lineage: Eukaryota; Metazoa; Arthropoda; Malacostraca; Decapoda; Portunidae. Bases 36 to 614 code for a protein of 192 amino acids. The record is from RefSeq and is a predicted model, not a curated record. The transcript has 4 exons.
UUUAUUUCACCAAUCUUUCCUGUGGGCAGCUUGACAUGUAUAGUGAGGAGCUGGACUUGCCUCUAGUCUUCUGCCCUCCCCCAAUCCUGACAUUGAACAUCAUAACCAACGCCGACCUUGCCUUGACUCACCGCCUUGGUCACAUCCUUGCUAGGAUGAAGAAUCGUCUGGAGACCCUGAAGAGGAUGAUGGAGGAGGGGUGUGAGGAGCCCAUCCUGCUGGACAGCCUCAAUGGCAUGCAUGAAGUGAACGAGUGUGUCCUCAUCUUCCUCACUGGGGUUCUGGAGGGCACGGCUCUCUCGGAAAGCUGGAAGAGGAGACUGGACAGCUUCUACCCUUUUGAGCUGCUGGAGGACGUGAAAGCCGGGAAACAUGCUGCCAAGUUUGCCACAGUCACCCACGCCCUGCCCUACCUUCCCUUCUUCGGCAGGGCACUGACGGAAAUUGGCAGGGAGUGGACACAGACUGAGUUUAAGGAGGUGAGAGCUGCUGUGCUUGCGGAUCUCAGUGCCGCAGGGUUGACUGGCAUUGAAGUGUGCAAUAAGGCGUUUUUGAAAGAAGUGAAGGAGAAGGAGGAAGCAGAAGGGACACGAAAAGAGGAGAGUGUUGCCUGAGUGACGAAGACGAGAGGAAGACGUUUUAAAGAAGAUUUUAGUUAGGAAGGAUAAAAGAAGAGAGAAGAAUGGUGAUUAGAAGAUGAAGAAGACAGAGAAGAAGGAAUAAGAUGGAAGAGAGAAUGAUUGAUAAAGAAGACAGAGAAGAAACAAGAUAAAGGAAUAGAGGGAGAAGAGAAUGAUGAUUGAUGCUGAGGAGAAACAAAGUGAAGGAAGCAGAGAAGAAAGAGAAGUAGGAUAAAAGGAUGAAGAAUAAUGGUUAGGUGGUAAAGUUUAGUAUCUUAUUUUAUUCUUUGAGGAAUUUUUGUGCUUUUAUUUUUGAACUUCUGUCAGAUGUUGAUAGAAAGUUAGAUUUUUAUUGAUUUUAUUUUUUAAGCAUCUACAUUCUUUUAAGUUCAUUUCAUUGUAGAUUUUUCUUUCAGUAGAUUAAUUCUAAUUUUUUUUUACUUUCUUUUAAAAUUUUAUAGUCAACUUGUUCAUAUUAAUACCAUGUCAUACAUUUUAUUUAUUUUAAGCUUCUAGAGGGAAAAAAAUUGUUGAUAAGAGAAGUUUAUAUGUUUGUGCCUUAAAGGUGAAGAUAUUUUUAUUACAUAAGGAAAUAGUUUACUUAAGUGCCAACAACAGUGUGUCUUGGCAGUCAAUAAUAUUUUUGUACUA